Fulmarus glacialis (Northern fulmar) is the source of this 2813-nucleotide messenger RNA. RefSeq names its product dystrophin-like. The record is from RefSeq and is a predicted model, not a curated record. Gene Ontology annotation, molecular function: protein binding. Gene Ontology annotation, cellular component: plasma membrane. The transcript is spliced from 18 exons. The annotation marks the transcript as partial. Lineage: Eukaryota; Metazoa; Chordata; Aves; Procellariiformes; Procellariidae. Gene Ontology annotation, biological process: synaptic signaling.
AUGAAUUACACUAUUGCCAGUCAGGUUCUGUGCGAUGCAAUAAAAUGUCUUUUUAAUAAACAGAACGACACUAAAACACUGAAGAAGUGGAUGGCUGAAGUGGAUGUUUUUCUGAAGGAAGAAUGGCCUGCCCUUGGUGAUUCAGAAGCACUGGAAAAGCAACUCGAGCAAUGUACAGCUUUAGUAAAUGAUAUCCAGACAAUCCAGCCCAGUUUGAACAGUGUUAAUGAGGUUGGGAAGAAAAUGAAGAGUGAAGCAGAGCCAGAAUUUGCUUCCAGAAUAGAGACAGAACUAAAGGAUCUCAAUGUUCAAUGGGAACACAUUUGCCAACAGGCCUGUGCUAAAAAGGCAGCAUUAAAAGGUGGCUUGGAUAAGACUGUGAGUCUCAGAAAGGAUUUGUCAGAGAUGCAUGAAUGGAUAACACAAGCUGAGGAAGAAUAUCUGGAAAGAGAUUUUGAGUAUAAAACACCUGACAAAUUACAGAAAGCUGUUGAGGAACUGAAGAGAGCAAAGGAGGAAGCCAUGCAGAAAGAAGUGAAAGUGAAGCUUAUUGCUGACUCUGUGAAUAAUUUUAUAGCAAAGGCUCCACCUGCAGCUCAUGAGGCUUUGAAAAAGGAGCUUGAUGUUCUAAUUACCAGCUACCAGCGACUCUGCAGCAGACUGAAUGGAAAGUGCAAAACUUUGGAGGAGGUAUGGGCAUGUUGGCGUGAAUUAUUGUCAUAUUUGGAUGCAGAAAAUAAAUGGUUGAAUGAGAUUGAACUGAAACUUAAGGCAACUGAAAAUAUCCAGGGAGGUGCAGAAGAGAUUUCUGAGUCUCUAGAUGCUGUGAGAAGACAAAAGAGUCUUGAACAGAGUAUUCAGUCUGCCCAGGAGACUGACAAAACCCUCCGUUUAAUCCAAGAGUCUCUUGCUGUUAUUGACAAACAGCUAACAGCCUACAUUGCAGACAGAGUUGAUGCUGCACAGGUCCCUCAGGAAGCACAGAAAAUACAAUCUGAAUUAACAAGCCACGAGAUUAGUUUGGAAGAAAUGAAGAAACGAAACCGGGGUAAAGAUGCUGCCAAAAGAGUGCUUUCGCAAAUCGAUGUGGCACAGAAAAAGCUGCAGGAUGUCUCCAUGAGGUUUCGCUUGUUUCAGAAGCCAGCCAACUUUGAACAGCGCCUACAAGAAUGUAAAAGAAUUUUAGAUGAAGUGAAAUUGCAGGUGCCCAGGUUGGAGAUGAAGAGUGUUGAGCAGGAAGUAGUACAGUCACAGUUGGAUCAUUGCAUGAAAUUAUAUAAAAACCUGAGUGAGGUGAAGUCUGAAGUAGAAACAGUGAUAAAAACUGGGAGGCAGAUUGUUCAAAAGCAGCAGACAGAGAACCCAAAAGAACUGGAUGAAAGGCUUACAGCUUUGAAGUUGCAAUAUAAUGAAUUGGGUGCAAAGGUGACAGAAAAAAAGCAAGAGUUAGAGAAAUGCUUGAAAUUGUCCCGGAAGCUACGAAAAGAAAUUAAUGCUAUGACAGAAUGGCUUGCAGCGACAGAUGCAGAACUGACAAAGAGAUCAGCUGUGCAGGGGAUGCCUAGCAAUUUGGAUGCUGAAAUUGCCUGGGGCAAGGCAACACGGAAGGAGAUUGAGAAACGCCAGGUCCAUCUUAAGAGCAUCAGUGAUUUAGGAGAGAAUUUGAAGACAGUGCUGAAAGGAAAGGAAAGUCUAGUGGAGGAUAAACUUAGCCUCCUGAACAGUAAUUGGAUAGCAGUAACUUCACGUGCUGAGGAAUGGUUCAAUCUGUUACUGGAAUAUCAAAAGCACAUGGAGGCUUUUGAUCAGAAUGUAGCUAAUGUCACAACUUGGAUGUAUCGCGCUGAAAUACUGUUGGAUGAAUCUGAUAAACAAAAGCCCCACCAAAAAGAGGAAAUUCUUAAGCGCUUAAAGGCUGAGCUGAAUGAUAUGCAUCCAAAGGUGGACUCUGUGCGUGACCAGGCAGUAGACUUGAUGACAAACCGUGGAGAUCACUGCAGGAAAAUAAUAGAGCCUAAACUGUCAGAGCUCAACCAGCGAUUUGCAACUAUUUCGCAAAGAAUUAGGAGUGGAAAGCCCUUCAUUCCUUUGAAGGAAUUGGAGCAAUUUGACUUCGAUAUACAAAAAUUGCUUGAACCACUGGAGGUUGAAAUUCAGCAGGGGGUGAAUCUGAAAGAGGAGGACUUCAAUAAAGAUAUGAGUGAAGACGAUGAGAGUACAGUGAAAGAAUUGCUGCAAAGGGGUGACACACUUCAAAAGAGAAUCACAGAUGAGAGAAAACGGGAGGAAAUAAAGAUAAAACAGCAGCUGUUGCAGACUAAACAUAAUGCUCUCAAGGACUUGAGAUCUCAAAGAAGAAAAAAGGCUUUAGAGAUUUCUCAUCAAUGGUAUCAGUACAAGAGGCAGGCUGAUGACCUAAUGACAUGGCUGGAUGACAUUGAGAAAAAGUUAGCCAGUCUACCAGACCACAAAGAUGAGCAGAAGCUAAAGGAGAUUGAUGGAGAAUUGGAGAAGAAGAAGGAAGAUCUGAAUGCGGUGCACAGGCAGGCUGAACGCUUGUCUAAGGAUGGGGCUGCAAAAGCAGUGGAGCCAACCCUGAUACAGCUCAGCAAGCGCUGGCGAGAUUUUGAGAGCAAAUUUGCUCAGUUUCGAAGACUCAACUAUGCACAAAUUAUUACUAUGGUUUAUACUAAACUUGAUGGAUGUAAUCAGUUGCAAAUUGUUUAUAUUGGCAUGGAGCUAGAGCAGGCUUCACUUCGUCUUGUAAAUGAGUCUUUUCUUACAAUGAAUAUAUUUGUUCCUUUGAUAAGCAA